AUCCCAAACAGGAUUCUGUUUUCUUCUUCUUCUUCGUCCUGUUCUCUUCUGUUUUCCCUGCCUCUGCUCUGCGUGUAAAUGUGGAGGCUUCCUUUCAGUCCCGACCUGUUUUUCCACUCUGUCGUCACUUCACCUGUUGAGCUCUGAUAACCCGGAAGUGAGAGCUCUUGUUUUCACCUUACAGGUGAGAGAGAGAGAGAGAGAGAGAGAGAGAGGCAAGCAGCUCGAGCUGGUGAAGUUCUUGGAAAAAGAAGCAGCAAAAGAUCGAAGCUGAGCUAUUUACUCGACGUGGAGAUCAUUUUGUGGAGCUUUAUCUCCAUAUUUUAGGCAGAAAUACGGGAGAGGACCGAGUGUGUGAAGAAAAACAACGAAGAAACAUGGGGCGCCUCGUUUCACUGCUUUUGUUUCUGUGCGCCGCGACAGGUGGAAGCAGUUUUGACGUCACAACUGCACCUGCAAUUCUGAAAGUAAAAGAAAAUGAAGGUGUGGACAUGUCCUGCUCCUACACAGCAGACUUUGGUGCAGAUGCCAGGAUGGAGUGGAGAUUCGUAAACUCAAAAGGCUCAACAAACUAUGUUUUGUUUGACAAAAAAAUAACAGAUCCAUAUGUUGAUCGCGUAACUAUAUUCAGUAACACAAAUUUGAGAUUCUCCAGAGUGACUCGUCAGGAUAACGGCGAGUAUUUCUGUGACGUGUCCAGCUCCAGUAGCCCAACGAAGAAUGCCAAGGUGGUUCUGACUGUUCUGGUGCCGCCAUCCGUCCCAAAUUGUGGAAUCCCCCAAACAGUGACGACAAAUUCACACGUCACCCUUACCUGCAAUGAUCCUAACGGUUCUCCACCACCAAAAUAUAACUGGUACAAAGGUACCACCCUCCUUCCUGAGGACCCGAGUAAGAAUGUUGCCUUCAAAAACGCCACCUACAAGCUGGAUACAAAAACAGGAAUGCUGGUGUUUCCUUCUGUUACCAAGAUGGACACUGGGGACUAUUACUGCGAGGUGAGCAACGAGGCCGGUCCUCCCCAGCGCUGCAAAAGUGCAAAAAUGGAAGUCCGUGACAUAAACACCGGAGGAAUUGUUGCCGGGGUAAUCUUUGGCCUUCUGUUCUUGGGCCUUUUGAUAGCCGGCCUUUGGUUCGCCAACAAGAAAGGAUAUCUUCCCUCAAUGAAAAGUGAAAGCAAGCAGCAAAGUGCGGCCUACCAGCCUCCAUCCAUGUAUGGCGGUGGUGACGAAGAUGAUGGGGAUUUCAAACAGAAGUCGUCAUUUGUGGUGUAGCAGGUGGCAGUCGGAAAUCUCUGUUAAAUAUUUGGCUUUGUGAUUUUUUUUUUUGUACUUGUGCUUUCAGUGCUGUUAUUAUGAACCAUCUUUAUUCUCUUCAGAUAAUGAUUUCACUGUCACCCAUGUAAGAUUUUAAGAUUUUUUUCAGGAAGCGUUUUGUACAUUUAUAGUUUUGAUUAAAUGUGGUUUCUAUCUGCUUUUUUUUGUCUGCCAGAAUGUUUCUGCUACUGAUCAAAGCUGAUGUUUGUGUUCUUUUUAUCUUCCAGCUACUAAAUUAUUUUUUUCCAUUCAUAAUUUUCCUUUUAAACUAUCACCAAGUACUGAUUAAAGAACAAAGACUUGGAGUCUAUUUAAACUCACAAAGCAUGGUACAGCUCACUUAGUACAUUUCCUGGCAAUUGCUGUAUCAUACUGCUAAAAUAUAACACUGUAGCUGUGCUGUUCAGGUUUUUGAAUUUUUAUCUAAUCUUUUCUGCAACAAUACUUUUUAUUAGAGAUUUUUACAGUAAUUACAAAAUCUAUUUUGCAUUUAGAGCUAGAAAUGUUCAUUAGUUUGCCCUGUGGUUUAAAUGUCUCUCUCUUAAUUUAUGACCAUUGUGUGUAUGGAUCACGGUGGAACCUAAAGCUGUCACUUAAAUUGAACAUUUAGAUAAAAAAAAUUCUAACUCUGGAAACUGAACUUACAAUAUGUUUUGCUUUGACACUUUGCUUUGCUUUGACAGGUUGUCAACACACAACAGUCAAUAUCUGUAUAGGGGAACAGUUUUUUUCUUUGUCUUGUUUCUUUCUUUGUUUUUUUUUUUUUUUAGAUAUUUUGUAAUUAUUGAUUUGUCUGUUUAUGAAUAAAAGUUAAUAAAUUAGCAUGUGGUUUAUA
Messenger RNA from Poeciliopsis prolifica (blackstripe livebearer), 2151 nucleotides. RefSeq names its product F11 receptor, tandem duplicate 1 (gene f11r.1). Gene Ontology annotation, cellular component: bicellular tight junction. The coding region runs from base 378 to 1274 and encodes 298 amino acids. NCBI's taxonomy places the organism in Eukaryota, Metazoa, Chordata, Actinopteri, Cyprinodontiformes, Poeciliidae. The record is from RefSeq and is a predicted model, not a curated record. The transcript has 10 exons. Gene Ontology annotation, biological process: cell adhesion; intestinal absorption; regulation of membrane permeability.